Molecule: messenger RNA, 3588 nt
Organism: Periophthalmus magnuspinnatus
Lineage: Eukaryota; Metazoa; Chordata; Actinopteri; Gobiiformes; Gobiidae
Product: Na(+)/H(+) exchanger beta-like
Exons: 12
Coding region: 389-2686 (765 amino acids)
Biological process (GO): regulation of pH; sodium ion transport; proton transmembrane transport
Cellular component (GO): membrane
Molecular function (GO): sodium:proton antiporter activity
Source: RefSeq, a predicted model, not a curated record
GGGAGGAGGCCCGUUAAUCAAAUCAUGAGGAGAACAUGGGUCUAGGAGGAGAAAGCGUGAGAAAACUACUGUAACGCAACACUGGCGAGAGGACAGACUGCAACUAGUGUGGAUGCCUCUACACGCACCAAAACUGGACAAUACUGAGCGCAAUGAUGACUCAAGAUAUGGGAUACAAUGUACAUAGUGUUACGUUGUCCAUAUGUUGUUGUCGCAAGUUUUCAUGGGUUGAAAAUGACAGAGGAGUUUGUGCGUAAAAGUGGGUUCGUGCGCCUGGCUAACUUCUUCCACGCAUCCAGCUGCUCUUCUGUCUCUGAUCUGGUGCAGCGCUGAUCCCCUCUAAAUGGGCAUUGUCCGGAUUUAAUUUUACCCAUAAUUUUAUCUAAAAAUGGCUGUGAUCCCCGGCUUGUUGCAGCGUCCCACCCAGAAUCGCUCGCCUUUCCGCUUCAUGGCAGUGUUUUGGUGCCUUUUGCUGCUCGUUUGCUUAACGGUUGCCUCCUCGAGUCGUGAUGUCCCGAAAAACGAUGGGUCCACGGGGACAGUCCACGGAGAGGGCUCGGGCCACCAGAACACGUCCACGGUCCAUAAAAAGGCGUUUCCUGUUUUAUCCUUCAACUAUUUGCAUGUCCGAAAACCCUUUGAGAUUUCUAUGUGGAUUCUCCUGGCUCUGCUCAUGAAACUUGGCUUCCAUAUCAUUCCUCGAGUCUCCAACAUCGUCCCGGAAAGCUGCCUGCUGAUUGUGGUGGGUUUGUUGGUGGGCGGUGUCAUCAAAGCCAUCAAAGAAGCCCCCCCUGUUUUAGACGAUAAACUGUUUUUCCUGUACCUCCUUCCUCCCAUCAUCCUGGAUGCAGGAUACUUCUUACCCAUUCGCCCCUUUACCGAAAACCUGGGGACUAUUCUGACUUUUGCUGUAGUUGGGACCCUGUGGAAUGCCUUUUUCAUUGGUGGGACGAUGUAUGGGGUUUGUCAGAUCGCAGGGGCACAGUUGCAAAGGGUGAAUUUACUGUCCUGUCUGCUUUUUGGGACCAUUAUUUCGGCGGUGGACCCGGUGGCGGUCUUAGCUGUGUUUGAGGAGAUCCACAUAAAUGAACUGUUGCAUAUCCUGGUGUUUGGAGAAUCGCUGCUGAAUGAUGCGGUCACUGUGGUCCUGUACCACCUGUUUAAGGAGUUCUCUCUGGAGGGUGGGGUCACUGUGGGCGACGCUCUUUUGGGUGUUGUCUGUUUUUUCGUUGUAGCGCUCGGUGGGAUCCUGGUGGGGGCGAUAUACGGGCUCCUGGGAGCCUUCACAUCUCGUUUCACAUCCCACACUCGGGUCAUAGAGCCGCUGUUUGUGUUCCUCUACAGCUACAUGGCCUAUCUGUCAGCCGAAGUCUUCCACCUCUCAGGAAUCAUGUCCCUGAUCUCGUGUGGAGUGAUAAUGCGUCCAUAUGUCGAGGCCAAUAUUUCUCAUAAAUCCUACACGACCAUAAAGUACUUCCUGAAGAUGUGGAGCAGUGUCAGUGAAACUCUCAUCUUCAUUUUCCUCGGUGUCUCCACUGUCGUUGGGCCACACUCCUGGAACUGGACCUUUGUCAUAGUAACAGUGUUCCUCUGCCUGGUCUCACGAGUUCUGGGCGUGAUUGGACUCACAUACAUCAUCAAUAAAUUCCGUAUUGUGAAGUUGACCAAGAAGGACCAGUUCAUUGUUGCAUAUGGUGGCCUGCGAGGGGCAAUAGCCUUCUCUUUGGGUUUCCUUCUCACCAACGACGAUCUCAAGCACAUGUUCCUCACUGCCAUCAUCACUGUAAUUUUCUUCACUGUUUUUGUACAGGGUAUGACCAUCAGACCACUGGUCGAACUGCUGGCUGUGAAGAGAAAGAAAGAAACCAAAAGAUCCAUAAAUGAGGAGAUCCACACACAGUUUUUAGAUCAUCUCCUCACUGGGAUUGAAGACAUCUGUGGUCAUUAUGGACACCAUCACUGGAAAGACAAGUUGGAUCGCUUCAAUAAGACAUAUGUAAAGCGCUGGCUGAUUGCUGGGGAGCGCUCCACGGAGCCUCAGCUGAUCUCCUUCUAUAAUAAGAUGGAGAUGAAGCAGGCCAUGAUGCUGGUGGAGAGCGGGAGCACUGCCAAACUGCCCACACUGGUCUCCACAGUGUCACUGCAAAAUAUUCAACCCAAGGACGCACCCAAGAAGCGAGCAAUACCGAGCAUCUCCAAAAAACGCGAAGAAGAAAUCCGAAAGAUACUCCGGGCGAAUCUGCAGAAAACAAGACAGAGGCUGCGGUCAUAUAGUCGCCAUGACCUGAUGAUAGACCCAUUUGAAGACAAUGUCAGUGAGAUACGCUUCAGGAAGCAGAGGGUGGAGAUGGAGCGAAGGAUGAGUCACUAUCUCACAGUACCUGCAAAAACCCAAGAAAGACCUUCAGUGAGAAAAGUCUGUUUUGAACCAGAGCACAAAGUGUACACAUAUGACGAAAGUGAGAGUCCCAACAGAAGCAAAUCUGAGAGUACUUCCAUCUCCUCCAGGGGUCCCGACGACGUCUUUGUUCCGAGUGAGACGCCUCUACUGUCCAAUCAGAGAUCAGCACCAAAGAAACCAAUCAAUCAGAUCACAGAGGAAGAGGAGGAGGGUCUAACAAUGUCCCGCUGCCUUAGUGAUCCAGGACCAAAAGAGGAAGAUGAAGAUGAUGCAUUUCUACCAUAAAAAAGCACAAAUAUCCAAAAACAUGAAGGAUGAACUCAACAUAUUGAAAUAGAGAUCCUCUAAAUAAUUCAUCAGUAUUAAUAUUUAUUCAUUGAUUUUUAUCAUGACAUGCAGUGUUACCAAAGCAUGCCUGUUUUUAUAACAGAAGUAAUAUGUGUUUUGUCUUUAAUUGUUUGUUGGUCAGCCAAAGUUAAAUGUAAAAUGUGACAGUGUUGUUUUAAGUCGACUUAUAGCACAAAACAUUUGGAAAAGCACAUCAAACUAUCAUCCUUUGGACUUCUACAAAAGUCUUUUUAAUCAAAUAUUUAAAUUAAUUGACUAAUAAAUUAACUACAGGGGCAGUAAAAUGUUAUUUAAUUGUAAUAUAAUCGACAUAAUUAAAGUCAAUAUGCUUAUGAAAUGUGAACUUUUACAGCUAAUGAGAGAUUUUUGUUUGCUUUUGCAAAUGUGGAAAACAAGGUAAAUAUAAUAUACUAUAAUUAUCUAUCUGACCCACUUUGUAAAUCAACUACCAUAGUUUUUAAUUUCUAAAGGACAUUCAACCAGCCGGAUAUAGUCUGCUUAAAAUCAAAGCCUCCGCGUUUCAAAGCCUCCAUUUAAAACUUUUUGGCAUAUCUAUUUGGCUGGUGGUUUUUUUUUGUUUUUGUUUUUUUCUCAGGGACUUUAAAAAUGCUGCAAAAUUAUAUUCAUGAAGUUAUGUCUAAUACUGACUGUCUAAUGUUAAGUAUUGCUGAGUGUUACAAGCACACUGUUGAGUAUGGACUGAUGUCUUUUAUUGUUCACGUCACUAACAAACAACUAAAACUGAGCAAAUGCUGCAUAAACAUCUGCCUUAAAAUGUGUUGCUAUUAGUGUGCCACUAUUUUUAUAAUGUGUCCAAAAUAAAGCUUUUACAAACCUUU